Molecule: messenger RNA, 1422 nt
Organism: Alligator mississippiensis (American alligator)
Lineage: Eukaryota; Metazoa; Chordata; Crocodylia; Alligatoridae
Product: serum amyloid P-component
Exons: 3
Coding region: 115-834 (239 amino acids)
Biological process (GO): innate immune response
Molecular function (GO): complement component C1q complex binding
Source: RefSeq, a predicted model, not a curated record
UGCCCCGCGGGGCUCUGAGCAGGUGGAGAACAUGCAGCCCUGGGCCCUCAUCCUUGUCAGCCUCGCGGGAGCUGUCUCUCAAACAACUGCUGCUUUCCCAAACUCCAAAAGAACAUGGAGAAGCUGCUGCUUUGGCUCCUGGUCCUGACUGGUCUUUCAGGCAUCACAGCCCAGGAAGAUCUCUUUGGCCACGUGCUCAUAUUCCCUAAGGCUUCUCCAACUGCCUAUAUCCCACUGGGAACCAAGAACAAGCAGUCGCUACAAAGCUUCACCGUCUGCCUGAGAUACUUCUCUGACCUGACCCGGGAUUACAGCCUCUUUUCCUACGCCAGCAGGACCAGCGACAAUGAGAUCCUCCUCUUCAGGAGUUUCCCUGAUGUGUACAAGAUCUACAUAGGGGGGACAGCAGUGACCUUCCGAGUACCAGAGAAAGAGAAGAAAUGGCCUGAGUGGGUCCACAUCUGCACCAGCUGGGAGUCUGCCACGGGCAUUGUCCAGCUGUGGGUGGAUGGGAAGCCCCUGCCCCGCAAAGGGCUACAGAAAGGCUACUCUGUGAAGGCUGAAGCUGUUAUUCUGCUGGGCCAGGAUCAGGACUCUUAUGGGGCCGGGUUUGAUGAGAACCAGUCCUUUGUUGGGGAAAUCACUGAUGUGCACAUGUGGGACCAUGUUCUCACUCCAGCUGAAAUUCGACUGAUCAAGAACAACGAGGUCCUGCCUUUGCACCCCAUGGACUGGCGGAACAUGAGCUAUGAAAUCAAAGGCUAUGUCCUGCUGAAACCCAGCCUGUGCCCCAUGUACCGUGCACCCCAAGCCACGCAGGAAGAGGAGCUGUGAAAGGGCCAGGCAAACCGGUGCUCCUCUGUGCCAGUGUGACCAUAUAAUGGGGCAGCCCCAGGGGUCUGGGCCCAUGGCUUUUCUGGGGAUGUUUGUCUGUGUGUGCACGUGUGGCUGUGUCCAGCUGGGCCUAGUGUGCAGGUGUGUGUUUGUAUGUAGCUUAUGCAAAUAUUUAAGCUGCUGUUGUGCCCCUGUGGGCUCUGUGCUGUAAUGUGACCCUGUCAUGUCCAGUGCCCUUUGCACAAAACCAGCGCUAUGGAAAGGCCACAGGGCACAGCUGAGUCUCAACUGCCCAUGCUCCUUGCACACAUCCAAGCAUCGCAGGCCCAGCUGCACCCAGACACACACACGCACAUGCAUGCACACACACCCACACUCAAACACACACUCACACAUACACCCACAUCUUAUCAGAAGCUUCAUCUUAUCAGAGACAAGCCACCAUCAUCAUUGUUGUCAUUGUCAGCAGCAGUAGUGCAUCUCAGCAUCCAGGUAAAAUGAAAUUCAAGGGUAAAUCACAGCUGAAAUGAAGGCUAAAACCCCAAAGGAAAUGAUGGUGCAGAAUCACAAUAAACACCACUGGCUUGC